Amphiprion ocellaris (clown anemonefish) is the source of this 8901-nucleotide messenger RNA. RefSeq names its product cell adhesion molecule DSCAML1-like. Bases 16 to 6327 code for a protein of 2103 amino acids. NCBI's taxonomy places the organism in Eukaryota, Metazoa, Chordata, Actinopteri, Pomacentridae. Gene Ontology annotation, molecular function: cell-cell adhesion mediator activity. The transcript has 33 exons. Gene Ontology annotation, cellular component: plasma membrane; axon. Gene Ontology annotation, biological process: dendrite self-avoidance; homophilic cell-cell adhesion; axon guidance. The record is from RefSeq and is a predicted model, not a curated record.
AGGAGAGGAGGGGACAUGGGCGGGGCCGAGGCGCCUCUCAUUUCCCCUCCAUGCUUAGCGGGGCAGCAGGGCUGGAGAGACCUCCGGGGAGCACAGUCGCCAGUCCAGCACGGAGACCCGCCUGGCCAAAAAAACGCGCCUCACACUUGCCAGGAUUGCCAAACAUUCCUGAAAAAUAUACCUGCUAUUUAUGGCAUGUGGCUUGUAACUUUACUCCUGCUGUACUCUCUCCAAGAAGUACACAGUGAGGAUGUGGGCUCUACCAGGCUGUACUUUGUGAAUGCCUCCCUGCAGAGGGUAACCUACUCCAGCUCGGUGGGGGUGUCCCUGCCCUGUCCAGCAGGGGGCACCCCCAGUGCCAUACUGCGCUGGUACCUGGCCACCGGCGACGACAUCUACGACGUGCCCCACAUCCGACACGUGCACGCCAAUGGCACCCUGCAGCUGUACCCCUUCUCGCCCUCUGCCUACAACAGCUACAUCCAUGACAACGACUACUUCUGCACUGCCGAAAACCAGGCCGGCAAGAUCCGCAGCCCCAACAUCCGCAUCAAAGCUGUUUUCAGGGAGCCCUACACCGUGCGGGUGGCGGACCAGCGCUCAAUGCGGGGCAACGUAGCUGUGUUCAAGUGCCUCAUCCCCGCCGCCGUGCAGGAGUACGUCAGCGUUGUGUCCUGGGAGAGAGACACCGUUUCCAUCGUCCCAGGUAACAGGUUCUCGCUGACCUCCUUUGGGGCUCUCUACAUCUCUGAUGUUCAGAAGGAGGACGCCCUCUCCACCUACCGGUGCAUCACCAAGCAUAAAUACAGCGGCGAGACACGGCAAAGCAAUGGAGCCCGGCUCUCUGUCAUGGACCCCAACGAGUCCUCACCAACCAUCCUGGACAGUUUCCAAGCAGGGGAGGUGUACGCAGGCCAGAGUAUCGAACUCCCCUGCAUAGCAGGAGGUUACCCCAGCCCUACAGUGCGCUGGCUGAAAGACGGUCGCCCGCUGCCCUCAGAUGCCCGCUGGACUCGGCGUUUGACAGGGCUGACCAUCAGUGACCUGAGGCAGGAGGACAGCGGCAGCUACGCCUGCGAGGUCACCAACAGUUUUGGCUCAAAGGAGGUGUCUGGACAGCUUCAUGUCAUAGAUCCACUACGAGUGACCUUGUCCCCUAAGAAUCUGAAAACGGGCAUCAGCAGCACACUGUUCUUCACCUGCACUGUGGAGGGUUCUCCUGAAUACACCAUCACCUGGUACCGGAACACAGAGCCCAUCGUCCCUGACCAGCACAUUUCCAUCCAGGGACAACACAACGACACCCUACAGAUCACUGCAGCACAGAAGUUCCACUCUGGGGCCUACCAGUGCUUUGCUUCCCGAAAGGGCCACACUGCUCAGGAUUUUUCCAUUAUUCUGCUCGAGGAUGGUACUCCUCGAAUUGUGUCUUCCUUCAGCGAGCGGGUGGUGAACCCCGGCGAGCCUUUCUCCCUCAUGUGUGCCGCCAAAGGAGCCCCGCCGCCCUCCAUCACCUGGACGCUGGACGACGAGCCCGUGGUGCGCGACUCCACCUACAAGACCAGCCAGUACACGCUGUCCGACGGCCUGACCGUGUCGCACGUCAACGUCAGCAGCCCGCUCAUUCGGGAUGGAGGAGUGUAUCGUUGCGUCGCACGCAACUCGGCCGGUAGCGCCGAGUACCAAGCGCGCAUAAACGUAAGAGGUCCACCUCGAAUUAGACCCAUGCGAGACAUCACCGCAGUGGCGGGCAGGAACACCUACAUAACGUGUCGCGUGAUUGGGUACCCGUAUUACUCCAUCAAGUGGCUGAAGGACGGCAUGCAGCUGCCUGAUAAUCAUCGUCAAGUGGUGUUCGAGAACGGCACCCUGAGGCUCACGGACGUGCAGAAGGGUGCGGACGAGGGCACCUACUUGUGCAGCGUGUUGAUCCAGCCCCAGGUGUCAAUCAACCAGACCGUCCAUGUCACUGUUAAAGUGCCACCGCUCAUCCAGCCCUUCGAUAUCCCCUCUACCUCAGUGGGGAAGCUCAUGUACAUUGCCUGUGUGGUGUCAUCUGGGGACAUGCCCAUACGCAUCACCUGGCACAAAGACGGCCAGCUCAUCGUGCCAGGCUCCGCCUCUGGCGUCGGAAUAGAGACCAAAGAGUUCAUGAGCUCCCUGCAAAUCUCCAAGGUGACACUGAAGCACAACGGAAACUACACCUGCAUCGCCAGCAACGCUGCUGCCACCGUCAGCUGGGAAAGACAAUUGAUUGUUACUGUGCCGCCACGUUUUGUGGUGCAGCCCAACAACCAGGACUGUAUCUAUGGUAAAGCCGGAGUUCUCAACUGCUCCGUGGAGGGAUACCCACCUCCAAAAGUCAUGUGGAAACACGCCAAAGGUGUAGGAAACCCUCAGCAGUACCAUCCUGUCCCACUAACUGGACGCAUCCAGAUCAUGUCAAACGGCUCUUUGCUCAUUCGACAUGUUCUUGAGGACGACCGAGGGUACUACCUCUGUCAGGCCUCCAACGGCGUAGGCUCAGACAUCAGUAAAAGCAUGAUCCUUACUGUCAAGAUUCCUGCCAUGAUCACCAGCCACCCCAACACCACCAUGGCGAGGAAGGGCCAGACCAAGGAGCUGAACUGCACAGCGCGGGGCGAGCAGCCUAUUAUUAUCCGCUGGGAGAGGGGAGACACAGUCAUCGACGCAGAGAGAAACCCCCGUUACUCCAUCACCAUCAACAAGAAGGGGGAUGAAGUCAUCUCCACCCUAAAGCUGAACCCAGCCGAGCGAGGAGAUUCUGUCUUCUUCUCCUGCCACGCCAUCAACUCCUAUGGAGAGGGUCGAGGACUCAUCCAACUCACUGUGCAAGAGCCACCAGAUCCCCCGGAGUUGGAGGUGAGGGAGGUGAAGGACAGGAGCAUGAACCUGCGCUGGAUCCAAAGGUUUGAUGGCAACAGCAUCAUCACCAGCUAUGACAUCGAGUACAAAAACAAGUCAGACUCCUGGGAUCACAUGUACACGACCAGGAAUAUCUCACCAACCAACAAUCAGGCAAAUAUUGUGGAGCUGCAUCCGGCCUGCGUUUACAGCAUCCGCAUGUACUCGUACAACAAGAUUGGCCGCAGCCUUCCCAGCAAAGAGCUUACCAUCAGUACGGAAGAAGCACCACCUGACGGGCCGCCGAUGGAUGUCAUCCUCCAGCCAAUGACAUCCCAGAGCAUACGAGUUACAUGGAGGGCUCCUAAGAAGGAGCUGCAGAAUGGGGUGAUCCGAGGUUAUCAGAUCGGUUACCGAGAGAACGGUCCAGGUAGCAACGGCCAGUACAGCAUAGUGGAGAUGAAAGCUACCGGGGACAGCGAAGUUUACACCUUGGACAACCUGAAGAAGUUUGCCCAGUAUGGGGUCGUGGUCCAGGCCUUCAACAGAGCCGGGACGGGCCCAUCAAGUACUGAGAUCAAUGCUACCACGCUGGAAGAUGUUCCCAGUGAGCCUCCACAGAACGUACGAGCCAUCUCGGUGACGUCGGACGAGGCGGUGAUCACAUGGGCAGAGCCUCCACGGCUGACGCUGCACGGUGUGCUGAAAGGCUACCGGGUUGUGUUUUGGUCCCUCUUCCCUGACGGAGAGUGGGGAGAGAUGCAGAAUAUCACCACCACUCGUGAACAGGUGGAGCUGCGAGGCCUCGAGAAGUUCACCAACUACAGUGUUCAGGUUCUGGCCUACACACAGGCUGGAGAUGGAGUCCGCAGCAACGUCCUGUACAUCCAAACCCGAGAGGAUCUUCCCGGUCCACCGGCUGGCAUCAAGGCGGUUCCCUCCUCUGCGAGCAGUGUGGUUGUGUCCUGGUUACCUCCUCACAAACCAAAUGGUGUUAUCCGCAAGUACACCAUCUACUGCUCCAGUCCAGGAUCUGGACAGCCAGCACCCAGCGAGUACGAGGCCAACCCAGAGAUGCUCUUCUACCGCAUCACGCACCUCACCCGUGGCAAACAAUACCACAUCUGGGCUGCCGCCGUGACAACCGCCGGCCGAGGCAACAUCAGCUCAAAGGUCACGGUGGAGCCUGCUGGGAAAGUCCCAGCUAAGAUCCUGUCCUUCGGGGGCACCGUGACCACACCCUGGAUGAAAGAAGUGCGUCUGCCCUGCAGCUCUGUGGGAGAACCCGCCCCCACCAUUAAAUGGACCAAAGACAGUGAGGACUCUGCCAUCCCAGUCACAGCCGACAGUCAGCGGCAGAUCUUAUCCAACGGCACGCUGGUGCUCCGUUCAGUCAAAGCAGAGGAUUCUGGGUACUACACGUGUACGGCCACCAACACUCUAGGCUUUGACACCAUCAUAGUCAAUCUAGUGGUGCAAGUUCCUCCUGACCAGCCUCGUCUGACGGUCUCCACCACCUCCACCUCUUCCAUCACCCUGGCUUGGAUCCCCGGAGACAACGGAGGAAGCUCCAUCAGAGGAUUUGUGCUGCAGUACUCAGUGGACAACACAGAGGAAUGGAGGGACGUGUUCAUCAGCUCCAGCGAGCGUUCCUUCAGGUUGGACAAUCUCCGCUGUGGAACAUGGUACAAGGUCAAGCUGGCCGCCAAGAACAGUGUGGGGUCAGGACGCAUCAGUGAGAUCAUUGAGGCCAAGACACAUGGAAGAGAACCGGUGUUCAACAAGGACCAGCCGCUACUCACCCACAUCAACUCCACUCAUGCAGGACUCAACCUGCAGGGCUGGACCAGCGGCGGCUGCCCCAUCACCGACAUGAUGCUGGACUUUCGGCCCAAAGGCACCUGGGCCUGGCAGAGCCUCAAGGCCAACUCCACCACUCAGCUGUUCCUCAGCGAGCUGCGCGAGGCCACUUGGUACGAGCUCAAAAUGAAGGCCUGCAACAGUGCAGGGUGUGGAAACCAGAGCUCCCAGUUUGCUACCACUGACUACGAUGGCAGCACAAUCCCUCCCAUUAAAUCAGCCCGUGGAGAGGGGGAUGAUGUGAAGAAGCUCUUCUCCAUUGGCUCUCCUGUCAUCCUGGUUACUCUGGGCGUUGCUUUGCUCUUCAUUAUCCGCAAGAAACGCAAGGAGAAGAGGCUUAAACGACUUAGAGAUGCUAAGAGCCUUGCUGAGAUGCUUAUCAGCAAGAACAAUCGCAGUAUAGACACUCCUGUGAAAGGCCCUCCUCAAGGGCCGAGGCUCCAUAUCGACAUCCCUCGAGUUCAGCUGCUCAUUGAGGACAAGGAAGGCAUCAAACAGAUAGGAGAAGACAAGGCCGCAGUGCCGGUGACAGACACUGAGUUCAGCCAAUCAGUGAAUCCACAGAACUUCUGCACAGGCGUUUCUCUGCAUCACCAAGCUCUCAUCCAGAACUCUGGGCCUUUGAUUGACAUGUCAGACAUCCGCCCUGGCACAAAUCCUGUGUCCAGGAAGAGCAUAAAAUCAGCUCACAGUUCGAGGAACAGAUACUCGAGCCAGUGGACUCUGAGUCGACCCAGUCAGAGCCAGUCGACGGCCUCGGCACGAACUCUGACCUCAGACUGGCGGACGAUGGGCUCUCAUGGUAUCACGGCCACAGAGAGCGACAGCUACAGCGCCAGCCUUUCUCAAGACACAGAUAAGGGUCGGAACAGCAUGGUGUCCACAGAGAGCGCCUCCUCCACCUACGAGGAGCUGGCCAGGGCCUACGAGCACGCCAAGCUGGAGGAGCACCUGCAGCACGCCAAGUUCACCAUCACUGAAUGUUUCAUCUCCGACAGCUCAUCUGACCAAAUGACGACAGGCACCAAUGACCCGGCGGACAGCAUGACCUCCCUCAGCACGCCGUCUGAACCGGGCAUUUGCCGCUUCACCGCCUCCCCACCCAAACCGCAGGACUACGACCGUGGUAAAAAUGUGGCUGUGCCCAUUCCCCACCGCGCCAACAAAAGUGAAUUCUGCAAUCUACCCCUCUACAUGAAGACAGAUCCGUUCUUCCGCAAGCAAGGGGAGCUGCAUGACCCCUGCCCGGCUGUGCCACCGCGGGAGGCCUCGAUCCGCAGCCUGACGCAGCGGGCGUAUCACACCCAGGGCCGCCACAAGACUCUAGACCCUGCCAAGCAGCAGGCCCUGACGCUGGGCCACUCUGGGCUGGGCAGCUUGGGUGCGAGCUCGGGCACCGCCACCUUGCCCCAAAGGACUCUCACCAUGCCCAGCUCCAACAAUGCAGCGACAGCUUCCACUUCCAGCACGAGCAGCAACCCCACCAACAGUAACAAAGUGGGGGGCUCCAGAGACUCGCUGCUAGAGAGCAGCUCCUCUGCACUGGGGAGACUGCAGAAACAGAGUGUGGGGGCCUACUCCAAGUCGUACACACUGGUGUAGUCGGUUCUCCUGCACAGACUCGCGCUGCUGUCCCACUCCUCAGCCGGCCCACUCUGGCGCUCUUCAGUCUGGGCCAGAAUGGGCAAGCAGCCAUCGUUCUUUAAACCCAACUAAUGGUGAACUGCCCAGCAUCCUGUCUAAUUUUCCUUGGGAAAGGUGUUCUCCCAGACAGAGACCCAGCUAACCCUUACUUUUCAUGUCCACGUGGGACUCUAUAAAAGAACUACUAACGCCAACUAACAGUUCCAGCCGGCUGGUGCUCAGCUCCACUCAGUUUUCACAGGAGUUGCACAGCAGAAACAAAAAAAACAAACAAAAAAAAAAACAGGAAACGAUUCUGUGGUCAUUUGGAAAUAUUGACUUUAACCGAGGAGCUGAGAGCUCUAUGUUUAUGAUGAUGAAGACUACAAUAGCCAGUAUGAAGCUGUGUGGCCAUCCUGUCUUUCAUACGCACACACAUACUGUCCUCCAUAGUUUGAGUAUUAUUGUCAAUUUGCAAGACUUCCAGUUAAGUUCCCUAUUCGUACUGUAUCUUUCACCCUCUUUGUGUCUCUUAAAGUCCCACAUUUAUAUUGGCAGAUUCUCUCUUAAAGGUGAUUCCAAAAGAAAUAUGAUUCAGGUUCACUUCCAAGAAGGAUGAAACUUCUACCACAUUAAUGUUCUCCACACAUCGCUCUGCAGCUGAACAGUGUCGCAACUUUUACAAAUCAUGACAACCCAAAUGAACCAGCUAUAAUUUCUCACAUUACAAAUAGAGAAUAUUUGGUAUUAUAAAGAAUUUACAUAUAUAUUUCUAUGUAGGUAUAUUAUUGACAUUUAAGUGAAAUUAUGACAAAGUAUAAAUUGUAUGUACUACAAUAGUGUAGUAGUAUAUGCAGCAAUUUAAUGACAAAUUUUAAGAAUGAGACAAUCGCUCAAUCAUGAAAUUUAAAAGAAGAGAAAUUUAGAAAAGGUUGGACUAAAGAAAGAAAAGUAUAUAUACGGGAUGUUACUGUAUGUUACUGUAUGUGGGCCGACUAACAGAAGAGUGUAUCGCUCUGGUGUGGUCAGAGAGUGGAGCUUUUCCAGAUGACAAGAGCCAGAUAGGCAACAGAUCACUGGGUGAACAACACAACUUUGUGUUUGGUGGAAACAAUCAUGAUGCAAGGUCUUCAAGGAUUUAUGUGACACUAUUUACUCAUGAAGAUAUAGGCUCUUUGACUUUAUAUUCGUCUGGUCGUCAGCCUGAGUGGUUAGUAAAUACAAUAACAUUCAGAAACCAAAUGAGUGUCUCAGAGGAUCCUCAGAUCAGUUUUAUGCUGGGAGGAGGUUUGCUGCAAAGUGGUUCCAGACGUCAGUCAUUGUUACAGUGUUAAGGCCUCUGUUUUGUGGCCUGGAUGACAGUCACAGACACAGUAUUGCAUCCUACCAACUUCUCAGUGCCACUCAGAGAAACAGAGACAGGUAGCUGAAGGAAUCCCAGUCAUGAUGUGAAUGAAGUAAAAUAAUUUAAGAUGUUAUAUGUCAGGGAGUUCAGUUUUGAAAAAUGAUAUAAUGUUCACUCAAUUGAUAUCUUUGUUGUUGUCCUGUCUGAAGUACUGUAAAUGUCCCACUUUCUUUAUCUCCAUACCCCUCCAGUUUGCGCCAGUGUACAUUCACACAAGAACCUAUUGGAAUGUCUUUCUCAAGCAUCUCCAUGAUAGUGUUUUGUGGUUUAUAUUUUAUUUAUCCAUUUGCUUUGUUUGCUUGUUUGUUUGUUUUAGGGGAGGGGAAUCUGUUGGUCUGUUGAUUUCAAUUUGUAAUAUUAUUAUUUUUUCAUUUGUUUUGGGGUUUUGUCUAAAUUUUGGUUCCAGAGGCCAAACAGUACUAAGCUAUGUGGCCUGUGGCUAAAACUAGUUCAGACAAGUGAAAUCAGGGACUCGUAGCUCUUUUGGUCACACAAACUACUAUUGUACUGUGUAUAUACUGGACUGGAGUCGGUCUGUAAACCUGAGUCAUUCAGGCUCCCGUCAUUUCCCCCGUUCAGAUAAAUUAAAGUAAAAAUUCACCGCCCUAACCAUACUAGAUCCAUCAUCUCUACCUUUGUCAGUGUUGUUUAUAGAUUAAGUCUUGUACAUAAAACACAGUUUUGUAUGAAGAGCUAUUUUCGUCAGAAUAAAUCAGGGGACACAUCAGGGUUGAAUGCCCCAGUUUCAAAAUUGAAAUAGUAUCAAAAUAAAAUAUUUUACUUCUGAAAUGGGCAAAAAACAUUUUUCUUUCCCUUUAUGUUUUUGAUACUAAUUUGUUGAAUUUUUAUUCUUUUUUAAAAGUCUUUUGAUGUUGUCAUUUGUCCUAUUUACUUUUUUAUUAUUAUUUUGUAUUUUCUUCAUCCUCAAAAAAAGUCAUUGCAUGCUUGCUAAAAGGGAAAAAUUGAAGGAAAAAAUGUAUGAAAAUCAAAAACUAAAAAAAAAAAAAAAAUGUUGAGGGAAUCCCAAGCAUUUGUUUGAGUUGCUUGUUAUAGCAAUUGCUUGUGUUCAAAGGUACAUUUUCUAUGAAAAGAAAGCAAAAACUAAAAAGAUCAUUCUAACACCUUGUGCAAUAAAGCUAUCUUUCAUA